Bombyx mandarina (wild silkworm) is the source of this 485-nucleotide messenger RNA. RefSeq lists its product as uncharacterized. NCBI's taxonomy places the organism in Eukaryota, Metazoa, Arthropoda, Insecta, Lepidoptera, Bombycidae. The record is from RefSeq and is a predicted model, not a curated record.
AGGCUGUAUGGUACGAUGCCUUCGCUUUUCACAUAGAAGUGACAGUCUCAAAAAUAAUCAAAAAUCAGUCAAAACAAAAGCACGUUUCAAAAAUUGUUUUGAUCUGAUUCAUUUUCUGAAAUAAAACUUAGUAAAGAAACUAAAAAUGGCUCAGGGCAAGCUAAAAGUAAAAACGAAGCUACCCUCCGGUGCCAAAGCUAAAAAGGGCAAAAAUAAGGCAAAAGGUAAAGCGGUCACGAAACGUCCUAACGCGCCCGUUCCAAGUAAAUCUUUGAUUGAGCGUAACAAGAUGAAAGCUGCUGUAACGAAGAUGGUGAAUUCUGUUGCUGAACAACAACUUCGAGCACUGGCAACUACCACUCCGCAGCUCUCGGCGGCCCAGCAGCGGGCGGCAGCCGCUCCGACAGCACCGGCACCUGCCAAAUGACCUCAAACAAUAUCGAAAUAACCUAACGUGUGAUUGUUCAGAUUAAUAAUCUGUAAAA